CGACCACAAUAUCUAGAGGCAAGAGGCACAACGCACGAUGCCGUGGUACGAUGCCGAUAGUUGGCUCAGCAGGGCCUGGGGCCCCUACUUGUCUACGAUCAUAAUAACUUUGAUCAUAACCUUGACAGUACCCAUCGUCCUGCACCUGUUUCUUUACAAGUCACGCACCAUCACCACCACGCCCACGUUUCUUGUUGUAGGACCUAGUGGUUCCGGAAAGACUGCACUUGUGACAAAACUCGAACGAGGCACCGCAGCGUCAACGCACACCUCUCAGGUUCCUCUUACGGUGAAAGCCAACUUGCCCAACUCAGUUACGCCAUCCAGCGCCAAAUACCGCAGCGCGAACGACUUCGAAGCAAAGCAGCCGAAAUCAGUAUUUCUUCAAGACACACCCGGACAUGGCAAGCUGCGGUACCACGCGUUCUCGUCCAUAUCCGCACUCGCUUCCUCUAAGUCGGCUAGCGCGCGUAACGUCAUUUUCGUCGUCGACGCCGCAGACCUCAGCGCCGCCAGCGCCGGACUAAGAGAAGCGGCCGAGUACUUGUAUGACGUCCUGCUGUCGCUGCAGAAAGCGUACGAGAACGCGUCGACGAGCAAGAGCAGAGAAGUGCACUUUUUGAUCGCAGCAAACAAGAUGGAUCUGUUCACGGCAUUGCCUACCGACGUGGUCAAGAGGAGUUUGGAGAGAGAGUUGAGUAGCCUGAGGGAAACAAAGGCACGAGGCAUCUCUGCCGUGAGCACCGUUGGAAAUGGUGAAGGAUUGGGCGGAGAGGCGGAAGAGGAAGAGGACAGGAGUAUAUUGGGGGGCAUGGCGGAAGGCGACUUCAAGUUUGCAGGCAUGCAAGAGUACGACGUGCACGUCGACGUUGUCGGAGGCAAUGUAGUUGGCGAGGAGGGUCCCGGGGUCGACGGCUGGUGGGAAUGGAUCGCGCAGCAAAUGUAAUAGUCAUCUGCCCGCGCAACCGUCCCCAUUUAUUGAACUCUCAAAUGCACGGAUGACACACGCCAGCGUACUGUCUGGCACACACCGAAUUUCACACAAUAGCCGCAACGUUGCGUCGCUCUCAGGAACAUCCUGGACCUAGACGUGUUCUUUGCUCCUUUAGCAGCCGACCAAGUCACAGCCGUGCGUUGCCAGACAAUGGCGAUACCGAUGAUUUCUCGCGUCACUAUAGGCCCUAUGAGAUGCUGGAAACACGUCCCGCCACCGGCGGCUGAGAAGAUGCCCUGCCUCCCCUGAGGUUUUCUCGUUUUUGGACUCAGCUCAAACGGAGCCUGGAAUGGCGAUGGCAUUCGGAAUCGGAGGAAGACGUACAACAAAGACGACGAGAAUCCUCGGAUGCAGGACGCGGACGUACGUGUGCCAGAAACAAGACGUCUUUUGAAAUCGUGCCUGCACCCCAAAGUGAAGCAACCACCACAUGUCCAUACCCCGUGCUUUCGAUCGGGGCCAAAAGUAGCAAUCACAGGUUUACUUGUAAGGAUAAGACUCGAAUGGCUCAUGAAAUUUGUCAAUGACCGCUCCCCUGAGGCUCGUCCGCUGGCAGAUCACGACGAUGGAAUGGCUAGGUCAGCGCAGCGCAAGAAAUUGCUCGUGGCAGCACGAACACGGCCCAAGGAGGCAAGACAUAAAGUACUCACUUUCAUGUUUCGUCGAAUGCUGCUAGGACAAAAUAACAGAACUCAAAGCACGCCAUGCAACGACGUCGAUAAAGUAUACCGAACUCGCACUCUCC
This is a messenger RNA of Verruconis gallopava, 1739 nucleotides long. RefSeq lists its product as uncharacterized. The coding region runs from base 38 to 946 and encodes 302 amino acids. The transcript is spliced from 2 exons. The record is from RefSeq and is a predicted model, not a curated record. NCBI's taxonomy places the organism in Eukaryota, Fungi, Ascomycota, Dothideomycetes, Venturiales, Sympoventuriaceae.